Populus nigra (black poplar) is the source of this 1330-nucleotide messenger RNA. Its product is annotated as probable protein phosphatase 2C 80. The coding region runs from base 740 to 1303 and encodes 187 amino acids. The record is from RefSeq and is a predicted model, not a curated record. NCBI's taxonomy places the organism in Eukaryota, Viridiplantae, Streptophyta, Magnoliopsida, Malpighiales, Salicaceae. The transcript has 4 exons.
UUAGUGUCUUACUGCAACGAAUAUCGGCCUUUCCUGUACAUUUUCUUUCUUUUGAUUUGUAUGAAGCCAUGCGGCAGAAGCAUAUAAGGCCAAACAAGAACAAGUUUUUACCCUUUCUUUCUUUCUUUCUUUGAGAUGGGGCACUGAUCAACUCGAGUUCUUGAGAAACCCACUUGGUUUUGUGGGUUUGGAAAGAAAGAAAAUAAGAGUUUAUUAAAGAUUAAAUUGAAGAAUUGAGUAACAAAUCCACCUAUUAACCAGCUAAACCCUUGAUCCAUAUCAGAUAAGGAUUUUGUUUGUUUGUUUCCUAUUUAAGUUCUAAGUGGACUCGGAACGAACAAGCUAUUGCUACAUAGCACGGGAUUUUCAUCCUUCUGUUUAUUUUUCGUCUCGUAGAGCAAACUCUUACCAUCUUUUCUUUCUAUGUAUUGCCAUGUUCUAGCAACAAGUGGCUUCCUUAGCAACGAUAUGGCCGCCUUGACAAUGAAAGGCGAAGAACAAAAUACCACUACUGAUCAUGGGACUAGUUCAAAGAAGAGAAAAUUGACAAUGAUCUCUGGAUCAUCCUAUAUUCCCAUGGAAAAACUUGGGACGCUACAGGGCGAUGAUGCCCAUUUUAUUUGCGCAGAGAAGAAAACAGUUGGGGUGGCAGAUGGUGUGGGUGGUUGGUCCAAACAUGGCAUUGAUGCAGGAGAAUAUGCUAGACAACUCAUGAGCAAUGCUGAAUAUGCAGUAGUGAAUGGCGAGCCAAACAGCAAAGUUGAUCCCAGAAAAGUUCUGGAUGCUGCUUAUUCAAAGACCAAAGUUAAAGGAUCCUCCACAGUCCACAGCAUGCAUUUUAACACUAGAUCAAGACGAAGGCUUGACAACAGUGAACAUGGGAGAUAGUGGAUUUUUGGUGAUUAGAAAGGAUGGAGACGUAUACAAAUCACCAAUUCAGCAAUAUUCUUUCAACUACCCUUAUCAGCUGCAAGAUAAUGACAGGAGUAGAACCCCUAGUGGCGCACAGGUGACGACGCUUCCAGUUGAAGCAGGGGACGUCAUUGUUGCUGGCACAGAUGGGCUGUUUGAUAACUUGUAUCCAAGGCAAAUAGAAGAGCUUGUUAGGACAAAGAUUGAGGGAGGCUCAGAUCCACAGGAUGUUGCUUGGGCAGUGGCUGGGCAAGCUUACUGCACAUCGAUGGAUAGAGAAGCUUUUACUCCAUUUACAGAAGGUUCUUUGGAAGCUGGAAAAUCAAGUGCUGGAGGCAAAGAAGAUGACAUUACCGUUAUAGUUUCUUGCAUUGUUGACGACAGUUUAUGAAAGUUUUAUAUCAAAAUUGAAUUAAAA